Phlebotomus argentipes is the source of this 1113-nucleotide messenger RNA. Its product is annotated as putative RNA-binding protein Luc7-like 2. The record is from RefSeq and is a predicted model, not a curated record. The transcript has 6 exons. The coding region runs from base 106 to 1053 and encodes 315 amino acids. Gene Ontology annotation, molecular function: mRNA binding. Gene Ontology annotation, cellular component: U2-type prespliceosome; U1 snRNP. Gene Ontology annotation, biological process: mRNA splice site recognition. NCBI's taxonomy places the organism in Eukaryota, Metazoa, Arthropoda, Insecta, Diptera, Psychodidae.
UGUGCGGAGAAAGUUGAAACGUAUAGUGAGUGUGAGAAUUGCAGUUUUUCUUUCUCAGUUUUCUGUGCAUGUUUUUCGUGUGAAAAAGUGCAAAACUCAUCAAAAAUGACGGCUACUGAUCAGAUGCGUGCCAUGCUUGACCAACUAAUGGGCACGGGGCGCAAUGGUGAAACCAAUCGAUACACGCUCAAGUUCAACGACAGCAAAGUGUGCAAGAGCUUCCUGCUCGGCUGCUGUCCGCACGAGAUCCUGGCAUCCACGCGCAUGGAUUUGGGUGAAUGUCCCAAAGUUCACGAUCUCGCACUGCGUGCAGACUAUGAGAAGGCGUCUAAGUCGAAGGAUUACUACUAUGAUAUUGAGGCCAUGGAACAUCUGCAGGCUUUCAUUGCGGAUUGCGAUAGACGCACAGAUGCCGCAAAGAAGCGUUUAGCUGAGACACAAGAGGAAUUGACAGCCGAAGUGGCGCAAAAGGCGAAUGCAGUGCAUCAAUUGGCGGAAGAGAUUGGCAAGAAGUUAGCCAAAGCUGAGGCACUCGGAGAGGCUGGACAAGUGGAGGAGAGCAUGAAGCUUAUGAAUGAAAUUGACGAAUUGCGUGCCCAGAAAGUGAAGGCAGAGCACGAGUAUCGCUCAUCGAUGCCGGCGAGUACUUAUCAGCAGCAGAAAUUGCGGGUUUGCGAGGUGUGCUCGGCUUACUUGGGAAUUCAUGACAACGACGUUCGAUUAGCUGAUCACUUUGGUGGCAAACUUCAUCUUGGCUUCAUGGCCAUCAGGGAGAAACUGAGUGAUCUCGAGAAAACUGCCGGACCCCGGAAGGCGGACCUGCGGAAGGGCGGAAGCCGCAAUGAGCGUGAGUAUGAGGAGCGAAAGUCUCGCUAUUAUGUGGGUGGGCGCGAAUUGGACAGGCGAUCGCGGGUGCAUCGAUCGCGGAGUCGCGAUCGGAGGACGGGAAGCAGCAAGUCAGGCCGUCGAUCACGGUCCAGAUCACGUAGUCGAUCCCGAAGCCGCCAAUCAUCGCGUCGACGCUCUUAUUCGCGAGAGAGAGAUCGCAGAUAAGCAUUCAAUCUUGGUUGGGAAGUUCAAUUUUUUCAGCUUCUAACAACAAAUAAAGAAAAA